Molecule: messenger RNA, 1137 nt
Organism: Knipowitschia caucasica
Lineage: Eukaryota; Metazoa; Chordata; Actinopteri; Gobiiformes; Gobiidae
Source: the annotation of a GenBank genome assembly
AUGCAGCCGCUCAGGGAAGAAUCAGUGGUGAUCGAGACAUCACACACCACUGUGCACUAUCUGGACAAACUCCGGAACAGAAAAAAACCUUUGCGCUACAUGCAGAAGGAUGGCAGGUUCCCUGUGGACAUCCACACAUCUCCUGGGGGCUGGUGUCCAUACGUCACGGACAUUUUCACCACUUUGGUCGAGUGCCGCUGGGCGUGGAUGUUCCUCAUGUUCUCCUUGUCUUACAUCCUCUCCUGGAUUUUCUUCGGGCUUUGCUAUUGGCUCAUCGCUCACGCCAACGGAGAUGAAUACAAUGAAGAUGACGAUUUGUGUGUGUACAAUGUGCGUGGAUUCACUUCUGCGUUUUUAUUCUCAAUGGAGACUCAGGCCACGAUCGGCUACGGUUUCAGAGGCAUGUCGGAAAACUGCAUCGUGGCUAUCAUAGUGGUCACAAUACAAGACGUGUUCAGCUGCCUUUUAGAUACCAUAAUCAUUGGCAUAGUAGUUGCGAAAAUGGCCUCAGCGUGCAAGAGAGCUCAGACUGUCGGGUUCAGCAGCUGUGCAGUGGUCAACUUAAGAAAUGGCGUGCUGUGCUUGUCGUGGCGGCUUGGAGACUUCCGGGGAAAUCACAUAGUGGACGGAGUUGUCAAAGCACAAUUAGUUCGCCACAUAAAGCAACCCAUGGCUGGCUCAUUGAGGAUGGUGUAUCAACACAUAGAGGUGGAGGAAAGAGAGGUGGUCCUGGCUACCCCUGCUACUAUCAUUCACAAAAUUAACCACAACAGUCCACUUUAUACAUUAGGUCCCGAGGAUAUCAAGCAGGACACGUUUGAAAUAGUGGUUUCCUUCACGUAUACAGGUGACUCCACUGGCAUGCUCCAUCAGACAAGGACCUCCUUCAGCCCCUCAGACAUUCGCUGGGGGCAGAGGUUCCAGGAGAUGCUGAAGCCCGGGAAGAAGCAUUACAAGGUGGACUACGCACGCUUCAAUGAGACAAACUGGGUCCCAGUGCCCAUGAUGAGCGCAGAGGAGUAUGACAGAGAGAGGAGUUCUCUCAAUAACAACGAAGCCCAGUAUCAGCUGUUUAAACCAGUGCUGUGUUCCACCAGUCCAGAUGUUAUUGAAGUUGUGCAGCAGACCUCUUUGUAA